Tetranychus urticae (two-spotted spider mite) is the source of this 6881-nucleotide messenger RNA. Its product is annotated as arf-GAP with coiled-coil, ANK repeat and PH domain-containing protein 2. Gene Ontology annotation, cellular component: cytoplasm. Lineage: Eukaryota; Metazoa; Arthropoda; Arachnida; Trombidiformes; Tetranychidae. The record is from RefSeq and is a predicted model, not a curated record. Gene Ontology annotation, molecular function: GTPase activator activity; protein binding.
UUGAAAUUUUUGUUGUUGUUUUGAUAAAAAAAUUCGCGGCAUUUUAUUCUCGCUGUUUUUUCUUCUUCUAUUUUAUCGAUUAAUUGUUUAUUAAUUAAAAUUAGUUCAAAAAUGCCUGAAAGAAAUGAGGAAGCAACCGAUCCAGAUGAAGAGUUGUUCGAUGAACCCGGAGGAUAUUAUCUGGACGAUAUUUACAUUCCUCCACCACCACCUUUGCCUAGCUAUCGCGGUGAUGAAACUGGUACUAGAUUGAUAAUCACGCAUAUCGAAAAUGUUAAUUUUAAGUCAUAUGCAGGAUUACAAGUUUUGGGACCUUUUCAUAAAAGUUUUACAGCCAUUGUUGGUCCUAAUGGAAGUGGUAAAUCGAAUGUCAUUGAUUCUAUGUUGUUUGUGUUCGGAUUUCGAGCAACCAAACUGCGUCUGAAGAAAUUGAGUUCUCUCAUUCACAAGAGUGAUACCUAUCCUGACUUUGAUUUUUGUUCGGUUAUUGUUCAUUUCACUUUAAUUGAAGAUACGGAAGGAGAAGAGUUCACUAUCGUCGAAGGAUCUCAAUUCACUGUUAGUCGGACUGUUCACAAAAAUAAUAACUCUUACUACAAGAUCAGUGAUAAAGUUGUCCAGUUUAAAGAUGUUUCUCAGCGACUUCAAUCUUAUGGAAUUGAUUUGAGAUACAAUAGAUUUUUAAUUUUACAAGGAGAAGUUGAACAGAUAGCUUUAAUGAAGCCUAAAGCCGAAAGUGAAAACGAUACUGGAAUGUUAGAGUUUCUUGAAGAUAUUAUUGGAAGUAACCGAUUGAAGACUCCGAUUUCUCAACUUCAAGUUAAGUUGGAAGCUAAAAACGAAAUUCGUGCUGAAAAGAUGAACCGUGUUAGAACCAUCCAAAAGGAGAAAGACAGUUUAGAGAAAGCUAAAAACGAAGCAGUCGCUUAUUUAGAGAUCGAAAAUAAUUUGACUCUCGAAAGAAAUAAACAAUUUCAGCUGUGCAAAGCGGAAGCAAUAGCCAACAUGAGUGAUGUAGUAGAAGAAUACGAACGAGCUAAAAGCAUAUUUCAAGAAAUUCAAGAUAAAGCUGAAGAGUUAAAGAAGAAACGUGUCGAAUUGGAAGAAGGUAUGAAAAAACUCAGCGAGGAACUUACUUCAGCUACUAAACAAGCUGAAGAAUAUAACGAAGCUUACAAAGCAAUUGAAAGAAAAGAUGUUCAACUUCGGGACAAGAUCAAACACACGAAAACCAAAAGCAAACGUUUGGUGACUGAUAUUGAAAAAGAAAGACAGCAUUUAGAAGAGUUACAAGCAUUACCAGAAAGAGUUGCUCAAGAAGUUGAACAGUUGGAACAAGAGAAAGCUGAAUUAGAAAUGCAAAAAAUUAAAGCUGGUGAGCAACUUUCAGCAGCCAUGGAGUUGGUUAAAACCGAGACUAAAGCCUCACAGGAAUCCAAAGAUAAAUAUGAAAAAGAAUUACUCGAUCUACAAGCGGGACUCAAUGAAGCAAGAUCCAAUCUUGAAUUGGCUCAAUCAGAACUUGAUCUUUAUUUAAGCAGAGAGAAAACUGAAAAGGCCAAAUUAGAUCAACUUCAAAUGAAAUAUGAAAGAAAUGAAAAUGACGUUAAAGAAAAGGAAAAAGCGUUGAAAGAAUUUGAGAGUAAAGUUCCUGACUUGGAGAAAAAACUUUCAACACUGGAAAGAGAAAUGGCAAAGAUUGAAGAAGAAAAAACAAGGAUUGAAGAAAAUUUGCAAAGGAAAUCUCAAAAGUUAGAAGAAGUUAGACAUACAUUAACUUCAUCGACAUCAAGAAGUAGAGUUCUAAAUGCUUUGAUGGAACAGAAAAGAAACGGAUCUCUGCACGGUGUUUAUGGUAGACUUGGUGAUCUCGGUGCGAUUGACAAGAAAUAUGACAUUGCCAUCUCAACUGCCUGUGGGCCUUUAGAUAAUAUUGUUACUGACACCAUGGAAAAUGCUAUCAAAUGUUCCGAGUUUUUGAAAGCUAAUAAUAUUGGUACAGCAACUUUCAUUGCUUUAGAUAAGAUGGAUCGUUUCUCCAACUUUGAAGAGAUCGAUACACCUGAGAAUGUGCCAAGACUUUUUGAUCUAAUCCAAGUGAAAGACAACGCUGUGUUACCUGCUUUCUAUUAUGCAAUAAGAGAUACUCUUGUCGCCAAUGAUUUAACGCAGGCAACUAGAAUAGGUCUUCGUGGUUCUCAACGAUGGAGAGUAGUAACGAUCAAUGGUGAGCUAGUUGAAGCCUCUGGAGCAAUGACUGGUGGUGGUCGACCCUUGAAAGGUCGUAUGGGAAGUUCAAUUGCGGACUCUGAAUACAGUGAAGAUGAUUUAUCUGCCAUGGAAGAUGAGGUUCGCUCUCUUGAGGAGCAGUUUCACCAACUGAGAAGCAAAAAGGAUCUUAUUCAAGCUGAUUUCAAUAAAUCGAAAGAUCAGUUGGAUGGUAUCAAAAAGAAUAGACCUAAAUAUGAAAUGGAUUUACAAAUGGCUGCUAAUUCACAACAAGAACUGGCAAAAGUAAUCAAAGAGCUAGAAGGAGUCGUUGAAUCUGUCGCAUCUGAUCCUAGAGAGGUUAAAAAGAUGGAAAGUAAAGUCGAAAAAUUGUCCAAGAUUUUUGAUGAAAAAGAAAAGCAAUGUUCUGUUAUCAAGGAAAAAGUUACCGAGAUUGACAAAGCUAUGAAGAAGCUCAUUGAUGAAAAAGUUGGAACAGCACGGAAAAAAGCUGACUCGCUCGAUAAAAAAAUUAAUGAUCUAGUCAAUUCAAUAACAAAAGCCAACGUCUCCCUGAAAAUGAAUACCCGCAACGUUGAAAAGUGCGAAGAAAAGAUAAAAAAUCUUGAACAAGAAAUAGAAAACUCGAAAACACUUAUUGAAGAAUCAAAAAAGGAAAUGUCUGAAUUAGAAGCACAAGCAACUGAAGCUGUCGAAAAAUAUAAAGUUGCUUUAGAUACUAAAGAACAGUGUGAACAAAAAUACAAAGAACAAGCAGAAAAUGUUUCAUCAAUUAAAACUAAAGAAGGAAAAUUAAAGUCGGAAAACUUGGAUGCCAAAAAUGAACUUGAUGCCCAUGAAAAAGCAGUUAAGGAGAGACAAAGUGCAGUAGAUCAUUGGCAAGCUAAAAUUAAUGAACUUAAAAUCAAUGAAAUCGAAGGCAAAACGUCAAUUGAACAAUUACCGAUUUUAAGUGAUGAAGAAUUGUCUGAAUUGAAUAUAAGAGGUCUUGAAAAAGAAAUUGAAACAAUUAAGAAAACAUUGGCUGGAAUGAAACCAAAUAUGGCUUCUAUAGCUGAAUUCAAAAAGAAAGAAGCCAUUUGGUGUGAACGAGUUAAGGAAUUGACUGAAGUUACUGCACAAAGAGAUGAAAUUCGAGCCAAAAUGGAUCAAUUGAAAGCCAAACGCUUUGAAGAAUUCAAAGACGGUUUCGUGAUUAUUGCCAGAAAAUUGAAAGAAAUUUAUCGAGCUUUAACUUCUGGAGGUGAUGCUGGUCUUGAAUGGAUGGACUCAUUGGAUCCAUUUUCAGAAGGAAUCAAUUUUACAGUUAGACCCAAUAAGAAAACUUGGAAACGAAUGGCCAAUCUUUCCGGUGGAGAAAAAACACUUUCCUCAUUGGCCUUAAUUUUCGCUGUUCACCAUUUCAAACCAUCUCCGUUGUACGUUAUGGAUGAAAUUGAUGCUGCAUUAGAUUUUAAAAAUGUUUCCUUGGUUGGUAACUUUGUUAAACAAAGAACUCGUAAUACCCAAUUCUUAAUCAUCUCCCUUCGUUACAAUAUGUACGAACUUGCCGAUCGACUGGUGGGAAUUUAUAAAACACAUAAUGCCACUAAAUCAGUUACUAUCAAUCCGGACAAAAUUGAAUCUGUUAUAGUUACUUUGGAUUUUCUAUUGAGACCAGCUAGAAUACAACAAAAAUUUACAACCUCUAAAGCAAUCAUGAAAGCUAUUGUUAGUUUGGAAGAAUGCCUCAAAGAUUCUCCUCAUUUCAGGUCAAUCUUAAACAAAAAUGAAGAUGACAUUCGCAAAUUGGAGGAAAAGCUUGUUAAGGUCAUCAAAUCAUGCCAUGAUAUGAUAGAUGCGGCUGAGGUUUUCAAACGAUCCGAAGGGGUAUUCAUCAAUGGGUUGUUUGAUUUAACCGUCUAUUUCAAAGAUGAUGCACCAGUUUACAAUACACUUUCUGAGAUAAAUGACACCAUGAAAAAAUUACUUCACUACCAAAGCAUGCUAGUCGAACAAAUGGAUCGUGCUGUCUCCAAAAAAUUAUCCGAUUUUGUUGAUAAAAAAAUACUCGAGGUUAAAAAGACCAAGCGCCAUUUUGAUAAAAUUUCAGAAUCAUAUGAUGAAGCUUUAAUCAAAAACUCACAAAUACCCAAAAGUAAACCAGCUGAAUGUGAAGAUGUUCGUAAUCUUCUGACUGCAACACGAGGCUGUUUUCAACAUACUACACUUGAUUACAUUAGACAAAUAAGUUGUCUCCAAUCUCAAAAACGUUACGAAGUUCUUGACUCGUUAAUUCUCAUGGUUCAAGCAUAUGGGACAUAUUUUCAUCAAGGCGCCGACCUUUUGAAAGAUUUUGACGUGAAAACUGUUGUGACUUCGAUCGAAAAAAUGAAAGAAGAAACGCAUACACUUCAACGGGAAUUAGAACACAACCAUUCCGUCGUCAACAAAAUGGAUAAUGUUUCAAACCUUUCUAAUGGAGACUCAACAAGGCCACAAGGUUAUUUAUUCAAAAGAACGACAAAUGCGUUCAAAACAUGGAAUCGUCGUUGGUUCAUCAUAGAGGAUAAUAAACUAAAGUAUAAGAAAAAAAGCGAAAAAGAUUACUCAACAAUGGAAGAAGAUCUAAGACUUUGUAAUGUCAAACCAGUAUUCGACUGUGAUCGUCGAUUUUGCUUUGAAAUUGUUUCACCGACCAGAUAUCACAUACUGCAAGCCGAUUCAGAAGAAGCAUGUCGACUUUGGGUUGCUUCCCUUCAAGCUGGUAUAGAUGCUGCUUAUAAUGGACCCAACUCAAAUGAUAAUUUGGAAACUAGUGAUUCUAUUGACUCAAGUGAUACAAGUUUGAGCUCACACUCUUUAAGAUCCACAGGGAAUUCAUCUCAAAAUAAUUCAGGACCACCAAAACCACCUCGCGUUCAUCUGAUUAUCACCGGUCUUCCUGGUAAUGAGAUUUGUGCCGAUUGUCAAUCAUCAGACCCCAAAUGGGCAAGCGUUAAUUUAGGAAUAACUUUGUGCAUUGAAUGUUCUGGUGUACAUCGAUCUCUGGGUGUUCAUAUCUCCAAGGUUAAAUCUCUAAUUUUAGAUGCAUGGGAUGCUGAACAGAUCAAAUUGAUGUUGUCUCUGGGUAACACAGUAGUUAACUCUUUCUACGAGGAAAAAAUUGACGAAACUAUUGCUGUUCGACCUAACUCAUCAUCAAAUGCUAGUGAAAGAGAGCUUUGGAUAAAAGCCAAAUAUGUGAAGAAAGAUUUUAUUCUCAAAUCUCUUGAAUCUCAAGAAAAUCUCAAUGAAAAAGAUACCAAUCAAGAAAGCAACGAAUUAAGUGAACUUUAUUGCACGAUUAAAGAUACAGAAGAACAAUUGACCAAUGCUGCAGGAAUUGAUAAUGAUUCUGUCACAAUUGCAUCCAAUCUAUCACUCAAGUACAAAAAUUACUUUAAUUUAAUGCUUUACUCAGCAGCUCGUGAGGCAAAUGCUCAAUUAAUGUGUAAAGCCAUUUGUAAAGGUGGUUUAGUUAAUUGGUCUAAUAAUAAUGAUGAAGGUAUGUCACCUUUACACCAAUCUGUUCUCAGUGGCUCGGUGCCCUGUUGUGAAUAUCUUUUACUCAAUGGAGCCAAAUGUAACAUUCAAGAUAAUCUGGGAAGAUCUCCUCUUCAUCUAGCAACAGAAAAAAGUGAUACUGGCAUUGUGUGUCUUUUAUUAAAAAGAGGAGCUGAUCAAACUUUAAUUGAUAGAGAAGGUCGAGAUGCUUUGUCCAUAGCUGUUAAUAAUGCCAAUGCUGAUAUUGUUACUUUAUUAAGAUUGGCCAAAUUAAACGAAGAGAUGAGAAAUGACGAGUAUAGUCCAGCCAGUGAGGAUAUUUUCAAUGAAGUCGUUAGAGAUUUUUCCCACAAAGCUUCAAAUGAUUAUGAAAAACUUAAAAGACCUAACGAUUGAUGAACAAUUAACUCGAUUAAUCAGCAUGUUUUAAAUCUUUUACCAUCGAGUGAUAUUUUCAAAUUCAACUUCAGACAGAUUUGAAGGUAUCAAACAACUUGAUUUUGCAUCUUCAAAAUUGACUGUGAUCAUAUUUUUCCAUAUAUAUUUUAUUCAUCAAUCCAUCUCAUUGGAAACACAAGCAGCAUAUUCAUGUUUUUUUUUUGAAAAGCAAAAUCUAUUAUUUACACCUUAGCUUUCAAAACAAUUAUCUCAAAUAUACAACAGAAUGAUCCUGUUAAUAUGAAAAAGCAAGUUAUCGACUGAACUUGGGGCAAGUUUCUUACAUCUAUUAUAUACUUUUAUUAAUUGUUUAAAUUUUAGAUCUGCUAAAACAAAAGUGAUUAAAAGGAAUCAAGCUUGGAAAACAUCCUCAUCAUAAUCUGUAAAUUAAUCAAUUUAUGAGUCAUCGAUUCAAGUUACAUCUCUCAUUUUUUACACAUAAAUGGAUGAAUUUCAAUUGCUCAGAGAAAGUAUUUUUAAAUGAAAUUAAGUGUCUAUUAACAUGUUAAAUUGCUAUAUUUAACAAACGCCAUACUCAUAAUAAAAAAGGGGAAUUCAAGUAUUACCAAAGGAAUAAUGAUAAUUCUUAUUCCUCAACAUUUAUACAGAAAGCAAAUAAAUUAUCUAAUGUAUUAACUUUUCUCGCCCAUGUUGAUCACUGAAUAUUAUUAAAUUAACUUUUCCACAAA